This is a messenger RNA of Seminavis robusta, 1459 nucleotides long. The record is from the annotation of a GenBank genome assembly. Lineage: Eukaryota; Bacillariophyta; Bacillariophyceae; Naviculales; Naviculaceae.
AUUGUCAUCUUUGGAUCGUCGGCCGUUUCUUCUCCCUCCAACGAUAGCAGUGACAAACAUCAUCAGCCAGCUACUAUAGUACGGUACUGUAUCGAUAACAGCAUGCAACGCCAAACCUUACAGCAGCAGACAUCAGGGUCUGCACCCGAGUCCAUAUCUCCUCUGGAUGUAGAGAGUGGAGGUGCCACAGAUGGCAAUAGCAAGAAUCAUCCUUCCGUGUGGAUGGCGACACUCACAUCGGUCUUUACGCGGCUGGAAUCCUUGCCAACGCCAAAAUGGCUGCAGUCGAGUGCCACUACUACUAGCAGUACUGGUAGUCAACCACCACCGUUGGUUACGGGUUUGAAUCGAGUGCUGUUGGGUACCCAACCUGCCUGUGAAGUCGUGACGAUUGGGGGCAUUCAUCCACCACGGUAUCUGUGCUACAUGAUCAGUGGGAGUCUCUGCGAUAUCAUUCAAUUCUUCAUCGAUGUGGCCUUGCAUUUCUGUUUUGGCAUUGACGAUCCCAGUUUGUGUUGGGCAUUGGGGUUUGGUGGAUCUAUUGUCUUUCGACAUUCGUCGCAUCGAUAUCUCGUCUUUGGAGACUACGUGGGUGGAUACUGGAACUCACUCAAACGCAUGUACGCCGGAUAUUCCAUCAUCAUUGUUCUGUCCACCAUAUUUAACAUUGUCAUGACACGAAUGGCCAUGCUGCCACAUUACGUCGCGUGGCUCAUCACGCUCUUAUGGACCGGCAUUGUCAAUUAUUUCAUUCUCAAGAAACUAUGGAGUUUUGGAGGAACAAACAGCACAAACACAAACAAUGCAGCUAGCUAGCUAGUGACACGGACAAUGCAACCAUGGUCAUGCAUCCACACAGAUAAUCUAGCUAAUUAUCGUGUCAUGCCCGCCAGUGUUCCAAACAAUGCUGAUUUGGCUUCCUGGUGCAAGGUACCGAUCAGUCAUCGUCAAAGCCUCGUCGUUUUCAUCCUGGUAUCUACUGGUAGCUAGUUGCCAUUGAUGCAAUGAUUAUCCUGUCAUGAAGUAGCUGGUGUCGAAGCAGCCAACGUUGUAAUUCCUCUACUAGCAGCCUUAACCCGUCUCUGCAAUCCGUGGCAAUGGAUGUCGACUUUGAUAUCUGGCUACCGGUAGAGCCCGGUGUGCACGGCUACAUUUCUUGAUCCACGCAACAUCUUACAUAUUGCUGCGGUAUGGUAGCUACCCAACCGUUGAAAGUGACGAUUUGGGGCCGGCCAAUGCAACCUCCAAGAAUCACACUGCUAUGAUAUGAUGUCACUGCGCACGCUGAGACAGAGACAAAGGUGGUCUUCGUGGACAUCAAAAUGGAUGGAUUGAGCAGAUCCCGGGCCAGCUAGCUAGCUACUAUAGUACCUUUGUCCCAAAACGCGUAGUCUUUACUUCUAACUUUAUAAUAACAAUAGUAAGCCGACAGGUGAUCCUUCAGUUCAUUCAUUCCGAC